Molecule: messenger RNA, 2169 nt
Organism: Cyclospora cayetanensis
Lineage: Eukaryota; Apicomplexa; Conoidasida; Eucoccidiorida; Eimeriidae
Product: polyadenylate-binding protein 1
Exons: 1
Coding region: 1-2169 (722 amino acids)
Cellular component (GO): ribonucleoprotein complex
Molecular function (GO): RNA binding
Source: RefSeq, a predicted model, not a curated record
AUGUCGACAGGCACGCUAGCACCCUCCCCCACCUCCGCUGCGGGCGAGAGCCAGCUGCCCCCCCAGGCGCAGCAGCAGCAGCAGGCGCCUCCCCCUCAACAGCAGCAGGCUCCUCAACAACAGCAAACCUCCGGCCACCCCACAUAUGUAUCGCCUUCCCUCUACAUAGGGGAUUUGCAUCCCGACGUGACAGAGGCGAUGCUCUUCGAGGUGUUCAACUCCGUGGGGCCAGUCACUUCCAUUCGAGUAUGCCGAGACAGCGUAACGCGACGCAGCUUGGGCUAUGCAUACGUGAACUACCAAACCCUGCAGGAUGCCGAGCGCUCUUUAGAUGCUUUGAACUAUACGCUGAUUAGGGGGCAACCGUGUCGCAUUAUGUGGAGCCAGCGUGACCCUACUCUGCGGAAGAGUGGAAAUGGCAACGUGUUUGUAAAGAAUCUUGAUAGGAGCAUCGACAACAAGGCCCUCUACGAUACCUUCUCGCUCUUUGGAAACAUUCUCAGUUGCAAGGUCGGCGUGGAUGAGAGCAACAGGAGCAAGGGUUACGGGUUCGUCCACUACGAAAGCGAGGCUUCGGCGAAGAGCGCCAUCGAGAAGGUGAAUGGCAUGCUUAUUGGCGGAAAGACGGUGUAUGUAGGGCCGUUUGUUACGCGCAGUGAGCGGGAGAGCGCCGGAGAGAACCGAUAUACGAAUAUCUACAUCAAGAAUAUUCCCAAGUGCUGGGGGUCCGUGGAGGCUCUAAGGCCGAUUCUGGAGGAGUAUGGAGAGAUUACAAGCCUUGUAGUUCGGCAGGAUCCUAAAGGCCGUUACUUUGCCUUCUGCAACUUCGCCGAGCAUGCAGAGGCGAAGGCGUGUGUGGAUAGCCUGAACGGCCGGCCUGUCAACGAGAAGGGGUUCAAGGAGAAGGGCGAGCAGCAGCAGCAGCAAGACCAGCAGAAGGCGGAGGGGGAGGAGGGCACGACUGCCGCUGGGGAGGGCAGUGGAGCCGAUGGCAGCGAGGAGAUGCUGCUCUUCGUAGGACCCCAUCAAUCUCGCGCGCAGCGUUCAGCGGUGCUGCGAGCUCGGUUCGAGCAGCAGCAGCAGGAGAAGGGGGAGCGUUACCAAGGCGUAAACCUAUAUGUUAAGAACUUGGACGACUCCGUAGACGACGAAAAGCUGCGCGAGCUGUUCGAGGCUUUUGGUCCGACCAGCAGCGUCAAAGUCAUGCGGGAUGAGCGCGGCGUCUCUCGAGGGUUCGGUUUCGUCUGCUUCGUCAACUCGGAAGAUGCCACCAAGGCUGUCGCGGAAAUGCAUUUGAAGUAUGUUCGGGGAAAGCCUUUGUACACAGGACUGGCAGAGAGGCGAGAACAGAGGCUCCAGAGGCUGCAACAGAGAUUUCGGCUGCCUCAGAUGCGUCCUGCUGCACCGGGUGUAGGUGGACCUCAUGUUGGCUAUCCAGCCGCGCCUGCAGCGCUUGCUGGCGUUGGGAGCUUUCAGCCUAGGCCUAUGAUGUAUCCCCCGCAGUCUCACGUGACGAUGCUCCCUUGGAAUGGCAGGCAGCAGCAGCAGCAGCCUUUCCAUCCCCAGCAAAGUCUCGCCAUGCAGAGGGGGAUGACGCCUGCGUUGCAGCACAUCUAUGGCCCUCAGUCGGCCGUAGCUGCUGCCGCGGCGCUUCAGGUGUCGCUACAGCAGCAGCAGCAGCAGCCAAUGGUGCAGCAACAACGAGGGGCUGCUGGACACAGAGGGGGGAGAGGCGGUGCCGUGGGGAAUGGGAAGCAGCAACAGCUGCUGAAGCAGCAGCAGCAGAUGCCUGGAGGCGGCUCGUUCAAGUUCACCCCGCAAGUGCGCAACCCUCGAGUGGAGCAGCAGCAGCAACAGCAACAAAUGCAUGUGCAGCAACCGCAGCAGCAGCAGCAACAGGCACCUCUCGAUACUCCCCAUCUCUUGCUCUCCCCCGAUGCUCCGCUGACGGCAGCGGCGCUGGCGGCAGCGCAGCCCUCCAUGCAAAAGCAGAUGUUGGGUGAGCGUUUGUUCCCGCUCAUAGCUCGCCAUCAGCCAGAGCUAGCUGGCAAAAUUACAGGGAUGAUGCUUGAGAUGGACAACAGUGAGCUGCUCAUACUGCUGGAGAGCGAGGCUCAGCUGAAGAGCAAAAUCGAUGAAGCGCUGGGAGUGCUCCGGAGCGCCAACUAG